GCGGCAGCAGGAGAGAGAGGAGGAGGUAGAGAAGAGGUAGUAGAGGAAGAGGAGAGGAGAGGAGAGGAAGAAGAAGGAGACGGAGGAACAAGAGGAGAAACGCAGGAGGAAACACGAGGAGGAAACACGAGGAAACGGCUCCACGGCGCGCGUCCCCGCAGACGCAAACAGGUCGGGCCUCACCGAGGGAACUGCACACCCUACGAGUCCAGCAGGAAGCUGCGAGGCCCCGUGACUCAGGCACCCAGGAUCCAGAGUCCCGGUUUAAUCAAGAGGAGGGACGAUACAGUCAUUGUUAUUAACAGACUUUCACUCGGCUGGGAGGAUUUUUCUUCCCGUCCGCCGGCCAGAGCAAAGAGAGUUGCAUCCGAGGGGAACAGGUCACCCAGAGUAAUUGGCUCCAGUGUGAAGCUGUAAAACUCUGCUAUAAAGGCUUCCUGGGGGAUUAUAUCCGGCACCGGGGGGUUAGAGGGGGGUCAGCAGACUCCACCUGAACCUGCCCUCGCCUUCGAUCGAGUUCUGGCUCUGACCUUGAGGUUUCUGCCGUUUUAAGAGCUCGGCUCAGGAGUCGACGGAGCCAAAGCUUCAACCAAGGAAGGAGCCAAGGCUCGUCUAGCCCCCCCCCGUCAUCUCCUUCCCCACCUGUGAUGGUGCGGCGCCCCCCCCCGGCCCCGGAGACAUGCCCGUACAGGAGAUGGCGGUGAGUCCCGUGAAGUCCCUGCGCUGGGAGCGGCUGCCGGCCAUGUCGCAGCGGCGCGUCUACAGCGCCGCCGUCUACCACCAGGGCCUGCUGUACGUGGUGGGGGGCUGCAGCGAGACCGGGGCCCCCCUGGACAGCGCCGAGGUGCUGGACGUGGAGAGCCAGACGUGGAGCCGGCUGCCACCGCUGCCCACAGCGCGGGCGGGGGCCUCGGCCGUGGCCCUGGGGGGCCAGCUGAUGGUGCUGGGGGGCAUGAGCCGCCAGCAGACGCCGCUGGCCUCCGUGGAGAAGUACAACGCCGACGAGGGCAAGUGGGAGUCCAAGGCCGGCCUGGGGCAGCCGUCCAUGGGGGUCACCACCGUGGAGAGAGACGGGCAGGUGUACGCCCUGGGGGGCAUGGGGGCCGACACCGCGGCCCAGGCCCUGGUCCGGGUCUACGACGCGGGGAAGGACCAGUGGCAGCCGGCGGCGGCCAUGCCCACGCCCCGGUACGGGGCCACGCCCUUCCUGGUGGGGAACCGGGUCUACAUCAUGGGUGGGCGUCAGGGGAAGAUGCCGGUGACGGCGCUGGAGGCCUUCGACCUGGAGACCCGGAGUUGGACCCGCCACCCCUGCAUCCCCAGCCGCAGGGCCUUCUCCGUCUGCGCCGCCAGCGGGCGCCGCCUCUUCAGCCUGGGGGGGCUGCAGCAGCCGGGGCCCCACAACUUCUACUCCCGGCCCUGCUUCGUCAGCACGGUGGAGGAGUACGACCUGGACCAAGGACUCUGGCUCAAACCCACCCGGACGUCGCGGAUGAGGGAGAAGAGAGCCGACUUCGUGGCCGGAUGUCUGGGAGGACGGAUCGUCGUCGCCGGAGGUUUAGGUAACGAGCCGUCUCCGCUGGGCUCGGUGGAGAGCUACGACCCGGUGAAGCGGCGCUGGGAGUACGUGGCGGCGAUGCCGACCGCCCGAUGCUCGUCCUCCCUGGUGUCGACGCCCGGCAUGCUGCUGGUGAUCGGGGGGGUGUCGCAGGGCCCCAGCAACGCCGUGGAGGCGCUGUGCCUGGAGGAGGCCGUGUGACGGACGGACGGACGGAACUCUCUUUUACCCUGACGGGUCGUUCCCGGCCACGAACCCGAGACGACGGAAACCCCCUCAGCUUCUAAACUCUUGAGACUCCAGUCAACAACAAUCAGCAGCAGCAAAAAAAAAAAAAUAAAAAAGACUGUCUGAAGAAACAACACGCCUUCGAACUGUUGAGCCUUUUUCAGAAUAAAAGCAGGGAACUUUUGUGGAUAUUUAAGGAACACAGGGCCAUAUCUGAAGCUCCUGGCUGCAGCGGCGGCGGCGUUGCCGCGGCGACGGCGGCCUGCUGGGUAGUUUUACACCGUGAUGUUCUGAGGUGGUGAAUGUCUUCUGUUCUGUGUGUGAAAACUAGCGCUACUAACGUCGGCUCGGGGCUUCUCUCCACGUCUCCACCAACAAUCGCUCACACGAGGGGAGAUGCUGCUGCUCACGGAGCGAGAACGGCGCCGACCGCUGCACUGAAGCAUCAACGCUAAUCAACGGGUUUAUUAAUCAACGAGUUUAGCCUAGUACAUACUACACCUACACUGUAGUAUCUAGUACAGGGGUCACCAACCUUCUUGAAACUGAGAGCUACUUCAAGGGCACGGAGUAAUGCAAAGGGAUACCACUUUGAUAAAACACUUCUGAAAUAAGAAAGUUACACAGUUUAGCUUUAAUUUAACAUUAUUAUUAAUUGAAGACACUAAUCGUUAAUGAUUCAUCAAAAAUUAUUAUUCAGAAUGAUUGAACAAGGUAGGAAACAAUAUAUUAAUUAAUUAAAUUAAUAUUUAAUUUCUUAUUUACCUUUCCAAGAGUUUCAUUUUCAAAUGAUCACUUCCACAACAUUUUGC
This is a messenger RNA of Cololabis saira (Pacific saury), 2598 nucleotides long. RefSeq names its product kelch domain-containing protein 8B-like. Lineage: Eukaryota; Metazoa; Chordata; Actinopteri; Beloniformes; Belonidae. The coding region runs from base 680 to 1759 and encodes 359 amino acids. The record is from RefSeq and is a predicted model, not a curated record. The transcript has 6 exons. Gene Ontology annotation, molecular function: protein binding.